UGAGGCGAACCUAAGGUAAAAGGGGCGAGGCCGAGAUUCGAACAUUCAGGCGGCCCGAGCUCCAAAAUUUGGCCGCUCCCGUUCGUCACCGCGGUCGUUGGUGUCGCGCGUGUCCCACUUGUCUCCUUCCCUCACCGCCGUCCAUGUCGUCCUCGGAAACCUCAGCCGGCUUCCUCGAGAAGGCGCAGACUUUCGUCGCCGAAAACAAGCGCGCAGUGCUCAUCGGCAGCGCUGCCGCCGCGCUUGCUGUCGGCGGCGCGCUCUACUUCGCCUCGACGUCGCGGCCGGGCGCCCACGACGUCGAGAAGGGCGCGAAGAAAGGCAAGAAGGGAGGCAAGAAGCGCAAGACGGUGAAGGAUAAGGAUGGCCCCAUCCUGGAGGAGCGCAAGCCGAAGGCGGCGCCGGAGGAGGAGCUGAAGGUGUACACGACGGAGGAGAUCGCGGCCAUGUCGAGCGAGGAGCGCCAGAAGGUCGCGAACUCGUUCAAGGCGCGGGGGAACAGCGCGUAUCAGGCCCGCGAAUUCGCGAAAGCGUCUGAGCCCGUCUACUACAGCAAUCGCGCGGCCUGCUACAUCAAUCUCUCCCCGCCAAAGUAUGAGGAGGUUGUCGCCGACUGCGAUGAAGCGCUCCGACUGGACCCGAAGUACGUCAAGGCUCUCAACCGUCGCGCGACGGCGCUCGAGGCUCUUGAGCGGUAUCGAGAAGCAUUGCGGGAUUUCACCGCGGCAACCAUCCUCGACAAGUUCCAGAAUCAGUCCGCCGCGACGUCCGUUGAGCGCGUCUUGAAAAAGCUGUCCGCAUUGCAGGCCGCCGAAAUCAUGAAGAACCGCCAGCCCCGCCUCCCCUCGUUCACCUUCAUCUCCGCGUACUUUGCUGCCUUCCGCCCUCGUGCGCACCCGACAUUACCGGAAGAGCCGUCUACGGGCGAUAACACCCUCCUGCUCGCGCUGCAGGCUACGGAGGCCGCGGAUUAUACCCACGCCGUCACCUUCGUCAACGAGGCGCUCGAGCAGGGCAUCUCAUGGGACACUGGCAAGGCCGAAGCGCUCAAUCUGCGCGGUACCUUCAAGUUCCUCAUGGGCGUCAUCGACGGUGCUAAGGCCGACCUCGAGGAGUCGCUCAAGCUCGUCCCCUCCUUCACCCAGAGCCUCGUCAAACUCGCGAGCGUGCACAUGGAGCAAGGCGACCCGAAAUCGACGUUCGAGUGCUUUGAGCGCGCGAUCCAGUUCAACCCGAACGACCCGGACAUCUACUACCACCGCGGGCAGGUGCUGUUCAUCAUGAGCGACUUCAUGGAAGCGUCGAAGAACUACACGAAGUCGACGGAGAUUGACGACCAGUUUGUGUUCAGCCACAUUCAGAACGCAGUUGCGGAGUACAAGGCGGGCAACGUCGCGCAUAGCAUGGCUAUCUUCCGUCGCACGCUUGUUGCCUUUCCCCAGCGGAGCGAGCCGCAUAACUACUAUGGCGAGCUCCUCAUGGACCAGCAACGCUUCGAGGAGGCCGUUGAGAAGUUCGACAAGGCUUUCGAGCUUGAGAAGUCCAAGCGUUCUCCCAACGUCCUUCCUCUGGUUAACAAGGGUCUUGCGCUCUACCAGUGGAAGCAGGACAUCGGCGCCGCGGAGAGCUGCUGCGCAGAAGCCCUCCAGAUCGAUUCGGAAUGCGAAGCCGCUGUCGCCACCCUCGCCCAGCUUAGCCUGCAGCAAAGCAAGGUCGACCGUGCGGUGGAGAUGUUUGACCGGCAAGCGGAGCUCGCGCGCUCAGAACCGGAGCUCAUGAAUGCGUUGACGUACAAAUAUGCUGCGCUCGCACAAAGCGAGUUUGCGAAAAACUAUCCGGCUAUGGCGGCGGAAAUGCAGGCGAUGGCCGCGAGCAUGGCCUAAGCCUAUGCAGCGCAGUAUCGUCUAUGCUAGUUUCUUGGCAUACCACGCGGAUGGCCGCAAUGUGAAGAGCGAUGUAGGACCAGGCAGGCGAACAUGCUAUCGACGACAGUGACUUGGUUGGUAUACUUACAGUACUGGACAUUACAUAUGUGCCUAAUCUUGAUAACACUCCCUUCUCCCUCUCA
Schizophyllum commune H4-8 is the source of this 2068-nucleotide messenger RNA. RefSeq names its product ADP/ATP carrier receptor. Gene Ontology annotation, molecular function: protein binding. The record is from RefSeq and is a predicted model, not a curated record. The coding region runs from base 144 to 1883 and encodes 579 amino acids. The transcript has 9 exons. Lineage: Eukaryota; Fungi; Basidiomycota; Agaricomycetes; Agaricales; Schizophyllaceae.